Messenger RNA from Peronospora matthiolae, 219 nucleotides. Lineage: Eukaryota; Oomycota; Peronosporomycetes; Peronosporales; Peronosporaceae. The record is from the annotation of a GenBank genome assembly.
AUGGCGAACGUGACUAUAUUCAAAGUGGGUAUGACGUGCGAAGGCUGCUCCAGCGCCUGCACCCGUAUUCUCAACAAGAUCGAAGGCGUGACGGACGUCAAGUGCGACAUGGACAAGAAGGAGAUCCAUGUCGAGGGCGACGCCGAUACUGACGAGAUGCUGCAGGCGCUACUUAAGUGGUCGAAGGCCAGUGGCAAGAGUGUGGAGCUGCUAUCGUAG